Messenger RNA from Mesorhabditis belari, 2919 nucleotides. Lineage: Eukaryota; Metazoa; Nematoda; Chromadorea; Rhabditida; Rhabditidae. The record is from the annotation of a GenBank genome assembly.
AUGCUACCAUGGCAAAAGAGGCGGCCACUCGAUUGGAUGCUUUUGUUCGAUAGCAAGAUGCCAGUCGUGUACACAAAUGGAGAACCUAUUGGAGAGAUGCAUCACGGAAUUCUCAUUGCUGUUGAUGGAAAUAAUGCCGGCACGUAUUUGAGACAAAAGAUGUUGGAAUUGAUGUACAUCUCUGGAAAUGAUCUUAAUCUCGGCCCGUGCUCCAGCCCAUCGCUGCCCAGUAAGCAAGGCUCUGCCCUUGCUCAAUUGCUUGAGGCGCCGGCUACACCAGAUUCUGGAUUCGAAGAAAACGAGCAGAGAUCGAUCGAAUCGACUGGACAACGAAGGAGUUCAUUGACGAAAACAGCGGCUUCAAAAGAAGUACCCAGCGAGAAUCGGAUCGCAGACCAAAUCCAAUCUGAGCUCUUCAGCGACAUCUCUCCUCUGCUCACCGCUUUCACUCGCGACGUCGAUUUGAGCGACAAAUUUGACGAUAUUCAGACAGGUGAUUACCCUCAAUCGAUCACUGAAGCCCAAACGUCUUUCGUGAGUGACUUAGUCGAUCUGGAUCAGUGUCCUGGCCCUUGGCAACUCCCCGAUCAUUUCGUCGACCUUCAAUUCAAUGACCACGAGAUAUUCGAGCUCAAAAAGAAAGAAAAUGCGAUGAAGCGCCCCGGAUUGCCUCUUUUGGAUGAUGGACCACUAACAAAACGACACAUUAUACAAACGGCUCCUCAAAUACCACAACAAGCGGAAUUUGAAGAUAUUUUGGUGAAAGAAGAUCAAAAAUUAACCGACAAGUUGUUGUCUUUAACACAAGAAUCGAGAAAAGAGGAGGAAGAGGCGAAAAUUGGGGCGGUGAAGAAAACAAGGGCGAAAACGAAGUUCGAAGUGAUCAAGGCCAAAAUCCUCAACGGCACUAUUCAACCGAGUGAUCUGGAUCAGCUGAGCACUCGUCGCACCCAGGAUGCGAUUCGAAUCAAACGUGAAGUGUUUUGUCAAAAAUUGAUGGAAUACGCCUUCAUUCCCUAUGAUUUGAGUCUCGAUGAGGGUGAAGGGCAACUGGAUGAUGAGGGAAAAGAUGUUUCAAAAGAUCUUGUGAAAAGUCUGGUGAAAAAGUUGGACAAAUCGAAUCGUUUGGUUGAUUUUGCGGCGAUUUUCACGAGCAAAGAUCGAGUGCACACCGAUUGUUUCACGAUUUUGAAAGGACUGGACGGUCGAAUCCAAGUCUCCACCCGCAAAUUUCAACCCCACCUUUGCUAUCCCCGUCUUUUUCGCUAUCCGGGUCUUCGCUCUGGCCGAGAGCUUCGACCGGUUGCUCACUGUACUCGACCAUUCACCGAGAAGUUCUCAGAACAGGUGUGCAUAAAUCCGUGGCACGUCGAAUUAUUGCCGUCUUCGACUUGCCCCCGUCAAACCCCUCCUCUUCCAAUCACACCAACAAGCGAAACGAAGAAGUUCGACGUACUCUACUCCCAAUCGUCUCAACCAUCGUUACCGUCGACUGCGUCGAAUAUUAGUACACCAAUCUCUGUUGUUGGAGGUGUUGGAUGCACUCCAUCACCGCCAUCUGGAGCAGUAAACCUGGCCCCAACAAGAGCGAUCUCUUCGACGAAAGGUCCAACCAUUCUUGGUUCCUCCACGCAUUCACUCACACAUAUGGGUGAUACGACACCACAACAUGAGCAAAUGUUCGGUGAUGCCGACUUGGCCGACGCGCUCGAGUUGAUCAGCGAGGAUUCGAUGAGAAUGGAGAGAGGCGGGGGAAAAGAUCCGAUGAUUGGUGGAACGCCUCUCCCCGCACAAAUGGGUGUCUACUCGAAUUCACCACAUCGGAUAGAUGUCUCGUCCCCCUAUUCGGAUCUCCCCUCUCUUCCUCCACCAUCUCAGCCACUCUCCCACCUUCCCAAGCCGAUGCCCCCAACGAGUGACUUUUUCUCCUCACAAUCACCAUCAAUGGUCUCAAGAUAUCCAAGCCAAACACCGUUUAUGACACCUACUCAAAGCGUCCUUCCUUUGCAAUCUCAAGGAAUGGGGAUCUCACAACUUGGUCGAUCGCAAGUCAACCAAGGGAUGAAUAGACCGGUGAUAAACCCAUUCGCGAACCCGGUGAAUCCACAAAUGCGGUUGUCGCACUUCCCAAUGGCGAAUGUGAAGGUCGAGACCCUGGAACCCUCAUCCUCACCCCGGCCUCGAGAAUUCACAUACGCGGUGGUGUCCACUCAACAACAAGGCCCACUCCAUCCACACACCGCUGCUAACAUUCCCACAACAUCGUCCUCAUCACCGAUAAACAUCUCAGCAACAUCACCUGGGUACAUGGUCGCCUCUCCACAAGCGUAUCUCGCGCACUGGGCCCAGAUCAUGUACUACGAGUUGGACGAGAGAGUUGGUGAAACGUAUAAACCGACGAUCGAUCAAAUCACCGUUGAUGGGUUCACUUCAACAAUCGAACCGAAUCGUCUCUGCUUGGGUGCAAUUUCAAAUGCGCGCAGAAAUCCGGCAGUGUUGGCUGUGAGGAGACAAAUUGGCCGUGGAAUCCAGUUGACCCGUAGCGAUGGAGUGGUUCGAUUAGAGUGCAACUCCGAUUCCCCGGUUUUCGUCCAAUCACCCGUUCAUGCACACCAUAUGGGCGAGAACUUGGCAACCAUAUAUCGGAUAGCAAAAAAUCACUCAAUCGAGAUUUUCAACGAGCAAGCUUUUGAGGAGAUGUUGAACGAGGCGAGGAAGAGCUACAAGAGAACGUAUCAAAUGCAGAAUAUGUGCCAAGCCCGUGUUUCUUUCGUGAAGGGUUUCGGUGCCGAGUAUCGCCGGCAAACGAUUCAGAUGACCCCGUGCUGGAUCGAAAUUCAUUUUCAGGAUCCAUUGCAGAGAAUAGAUAAGAUUCUCCGCUCUUUCCAAGAUCACGAGGGUUUCGCCUCUUCAUUUUCG